Oppia nitens is the source of this 3845-nucleotide messenger RNA. RefSeq lists its product as uncharacterized. Gene Ontology annotation, cellular component: mRNA cleavage and polyadenylation specificity factor complex. The transcript has a single exon. Lineage: Eukaryota; Metazoa; Arthropoda; Arachnida; Sarcoptiformes; Oppiidae. The record is from RefSeq and is a predicted model, not a curated record. Bases 179 to 3766 code for a protein of 1195 amino acids. Gene Ontology annotation, molecular function: RNA binding.
AAAUAAUAAAUGAAAAUCAGUUCAAUAGUUUCACAAUCAAUGAUAGUCUAAACUUUUAGCACAACUUCUUCAGACAACAAACAGAUAAUUCAAUCAAUCAAUCAACUGAUAGACUAAACACAUACAUACCUACCGCACAUACACACACACUGACACAAACUACCGGUGCUUAUCAACAAUGAGCACCACCAGCAAAGAGGAAGGAGAGAUCAGUAGCAGUAGUAGUAUGGAUGAAAUCGCCGGCAAAGAGGAAGGAAAGAUCAGUAGUGAUGAAGAAGGAGAAAUCAGUAGCAGUGAUGAACAGUCUGAACAAAUGAUUGUCAAUGAGGAACUGGAUGUUAGUUCAAUGGAAGUCUAUUUUAACAAAACCAAUGAAUCGAUUUUGUAUUUAAGAGACGCCUACUAUCCAGUGAUACCACCACCACUACCACCAUUACCUAUACUACCACCACCACCACCAUUAGCACUAGGACUAAAGCCACCACCACUAGCACUACUACUACGACCACGACAACCAUCACAAUUACCAAUAAGACUACCACCACCAGCACCAUCACAAUUACCAAUACGACUACCACCACCACCACCACCACCACCAUCACAGUUACCACUACGACUACCACCACCACCACUACCGCAGGUUACAUCGACAGCACCAUCAACUUCACAACAACAACACCUACCAUUGGGAACUACUACUACUCGACAACAUCUAUCAUUCUGGUCGUUCAACGGCUAUCAUCGGGUUUAUGGACUCUAUAUUCAACGGCGCCGCUAUAUAACUGAACAAAUGAGCACUGCAUUGAUUGCCUAUCAAUAUGCAACUAGUAAACAGUUUCAAGGUAAACCCAUAACUGCCCACUUUGCCAUAUAUUGGCCACAGAGACCGUACGUUGUUUUACUAUACGGCGAAUGCUACGAUCGAAACGGUCAGAUCGAUCAACAGAAACAAAGGAAACAGUUUUGGUGGUAUCAGUCGAUCACCUCAACGAUGCUCAUUGGUUGCAAUGUUAACCAAUUGAUGAUGGAUAUGGCGGCUAGACGUGGGGUGCAGUUACCGCCGGCGCCGGCCAGCUGUAUGGAUGUUUAUGAUCAACAUCACGACGCAAGCAAAUACUUUUGGACGCUAUCCCGACGUCAGUUGGGCACUCAUCUGGCCCUUCAACCGGACGGAAGUUUGUUGACUAUCAGAUUGUUUGUCCGAUUGGAUAAAAAACCCGAGAUGUCCAGUAAGUCCAAGAAGUCUAAAUCCAGUGACAGUAGAAGUAGAAGUAGAAGUAGAAGUAGAAGUAGAAGUAGAAGUCGUAGUCGUAGUCGAAGUCGAAGUAGUAGUGAGAGUAGUAGUGAUGACGUUGACAUCCAGUUUGAUAUGAAUACCUCAGCGAAAGUCAUUGCCCAAUAUCCGACUAUACGUAAUGAAAAGGAUUUGAAGCUAACGGAUGGUCGAAAGGUAAUGAUUAGACAAAUGUUUACAAUGGGUCUAACCUAUAGGCGAUUCGGUGCUAAUCAGAAAUCGGAGGUCUAUCUAAAGAAAGAAAAAAUUGAUACUCGGAUCAGAUUUCAAGAAGUACCGAUCGAUAUCUGGAAUCCUGACGGCCAGUACCGUAAUGAUUUGCAAACCGAUGACCGAAUCUAUAGUCGAUUCCAGUUUGAAACCGAUCCGAUCAGCUGUGGCGGUGUCUGCGAACUGACUGAACAACUAUACAAAACCAAUUACUUUGAUGCGGACAAACCGUCAAAUCCGAUGUCGACACCACCGUCUACGGGUAGCCAAUGUUUUGCAUUGUAUGUAUGUGCCGGCGCCAAACUGAUUGUCAGAGACAGUUAUCACAAUGAACCGGAAAAUGAACACCACAAUCAGUCAUUGGUCGAACAGGGAGGUGUGGUUGUAGUCGAAGACCUGCUGUACAUGUCGGUGCCCGUCGAAGAUCAUACAAAGACUAGUAGUGGUGGUGGUCAUAUCAUACGGUGGCCAUGGAAGCAGUUUUUCAAGAAAUUUAUCGAUAAUAAAGAAAUAGCGGAUAAAUUCCACGAUUAUUCAAAUCCGGUAAUAUUUUUGGGUCCAAAUGAAUCCGAUUAUAAUACCAUUACCUGGCAAUUGACUAUCGAUAAGAUAGGUUAUGAACACAAGGACAACGAUCAUUACCGAUACGAACGUCGCUGUUAUCUAUCAGUACCCGAAGGCGGCCAUAUUGUGGCCAUAGAAAAUUGGGAGACAGGACUUCAGGAGAUCUGGUCUCGGCAUCGGUACGAACAGCUACAUCUGGCAAUUGUCCGGCACAGUCAGCCAAUGGGCAGUUAUCUGUAUGUACGUCCCAGUAGGUUUCAGAUACCGGCCAAUGACCAGUUGCUCAGAAAGAUUAUAUGCAAUCAAAUUGUAUUGAAUACUUCCACUGAUCAGUCAUCGCCACCACCGCCGCCAAUGGAUCGACAUCUGGACAUUGAUAUCGUCAGAAAUUGCAAAUAUAUUCGACGGCUUUACGGAGACAAAGAUCCACAACAAUUAGCCAUAGAUAAGGUCUAUCCGAAAGAAUUCAAUUUCUAUAGGUUUACACCCGAAGCCAGUCUAUUGACUAUUAAAUCGUAUUGUCCGCCGCCAGCCUAUCCACCGGUAAAGGUAACCAUAAAUGCCCAAAAACAUCGGCUAUACUAUUUGCCACAAAUAUUAUCUACAGGCUCCCACCCAGACAACAAAAAGUAUGAUCUGCGGACAGUCUUUACUAAAUACAAUAUUAGCCAACAGACCUACAAGACAGAGCCGGGCGACACAACUGUCUAUCCAUUAGGCAAACAACAGGAGUCAUCAGUACUGCUUGAGCUGAGAAAAGAGUCGGCCGUUUUCAAUGAAUACAAAUGGCAGUCAAUCGACAAUCCAUUUGAUUUCAAACAUUUGCUGGAAAAUCGCGAAGACUAUCGAUUGGGUGUCGACGGCAGAUACUAUCAGAAGAUGGACAACAAUGUUAUCGGUAAAGUCCAGUGUCUUUACUACGAGUUUGUCGAAAGCGAAAACAAAAAGUCAAUACCGGUAACCAUUAAGUCGAAAGUUAAGGACAUUAUUGGUGGCAGACAACGAGGUUUGGUCGGAAACAUAAUAACCGAUAACGAAAUGCUGUCAUUGGCUACUAAUAAUGAUUUCGUUUUUCGCCAGUUAUCGUCGGGUAGUAGUAGUAGUCAGUCAUCAUCACAGAUGACAACAACGUCGUCAACAGCAGUCAAAACAACGACAACAACAACCUCGCCAUCAAAGUCAAGGUCGACAUCAUCGACGUCGUCGUCGAAAGAAAAGACUAAACAUGAAGAUGAAGAAGAAGAAGAAGAAAAGAAGAAGAAGUCCACGGAUUAUGAGCCAUCUUAUGAUGACUACUACCGUCCAAGCGGUUCGGGCGCCACUACUAGUAGUAGUAGUAGUAGAGGACAAAAGCGUAGUCAUUCUACUUCUUCAGCGCACAAACAAGAGGAAGAAGAUGAUGAUGAAGAAGAAGAAGAAGUAGAUGAAGAUGAAGAUGAAGAUGAAGAUGAAGAUGAAGAUGAAGAUGAAGAUGAAGAUGAAGAUGAAGAUGAAGAUGAAGAUGAAGAUGAAGAUGAAGAUGAAGAUGAAGAUGAAGAUGAAGAUGAAGACUCAAAAAGUAAGAAACAUAAGAAAUCUAAGAAAUCUAAAAAAUCCAAGAAAUCCAAGAAAUCGAAGAAAUCGAAGAAAUCGAAGAAAUCGAAGAAAUCGAAGAAAUCGACGAAGAAAAAGAAGAAGAAAAGUGAAAGAAGACAUUGAAUGAUAACAAUGACAACAACAACGACAACUGGAUUAUCAUAUUAUUAGUAGUAAUAGUCGUUUGUAUUUGUUAUCAGAA